AUUGUCAGCAGUUUCUAAUACUCGGCUUGCGGCGCUUCUACCUCUAACCUCCUCUAAAGAUUGUAAGGAUAACCGGGUUACUUCCGCUAGCUGUAUUUCUGAAGUCGGCGGUCCUCGAUCUCGACAGCCCAGAGAGCCCAGGGGUUUCAAUAACCUUGUAACGUUUUGCUUACAUAUUUCCUACCGUUAGGAAAUCAAGGAACUUUCCAUUACAAAUCUUUUUCAAGCUUCAACUCAUUGUAUAAGAGCAAAUGAUAGCUCGAGGCAAUGCUGAGUCUUGAGAACUCCGUGUUUGGGAGCUUCGUAGCUCACUACUGGCUGCCAAUAACAGUAUCAAUUAUUGUUGCGUGGCUAGUUAGGAAUCGAUAUCAUAAUGGGCUGAACAAAUACCCGGGCCCUUUCCUGGCUUCGUUGACGGACUGGUGGCGAUUAUAUGAUGUCUACGGCCAGCGGCCUGACAUAACGCACCGGAAGUUGCAUGCGAAGUAUGGUGACAUCGUGCGCUUAGGCCCUAAUACUUUGUCCUUUGCAAACCCGAAGGCCCUCAAAUCCAUAUACGGUCUUAAUAAGGGAUUCGUAAAGUCCGAUUUCUAUGUUGUUCAGCAGUCGGUAGUCAAGGGAGAUUCGCUCGCGUCGCUUUUUAGCACGACGGACAAUAAUUUUCACGCACAAUUCAGACGAUGUGUCAACUCAGCUUUUGCGAUGUCAGCUCUCGUCCAAUAUGAGCCGUUUGUUGAUAAUACGACAAAACUAUUCCUCAAACAGACGGAGAAACUCUUUGCUGGUAACCCAGAAGGAUGUAAUUUCACUCAAUGGCUACAAUUCUACGCCUUCGACGUAAUUGGGGAGAUUACUUAUAGCAAACGCCACGGAUUUGUCGAGAAGAACGAAGAUAUUGACGGCAUAGUAGGAUACUUGGGAAAUCUGUUUCUCUAUGUCGCGCCAAUUGGCCAAAUACCGUGGCUCGACCGCGUUUUCCUCAAGAACCCCAUUUACCUUAAACUCUCUCAAUGGGGUUUCAUCGAUGCUACUUUUCCUGUAGCGCGUUUCGCACGAGCUCGCAUGGCUGAGCGUUUGGGCCCUAAUCUCUCAGGUGACCCCUCUAAGCCUCUUCUUCCAGUCUCCACGGAGGGUAAAGCCGAGGCCAAAUCGCCCGAUUUGCUGUCUAAAUUUCUCGCUGCGCGUGAGGCUCGGCCCGAGUUUAUGAAUGACACUCUAGUCCAGACAAUGGCUGUAUCUAUGGCAUUUGCUGGGUCUGAAACCACAGCCAUCUCAUUAGCAAGUGUCUUCUACUAUCUACUACGCAACCCGUCUACGUUUGCCAAAUUGAGAAAGGAGUUAGAUGAUGCUUCUCUAUCCGGUGUAUUCAGCGACUACGAAACGGGCCUCGUAACGUGGACUGAGAGUCAGAAGUUACCGUACCUUGACGCUUGUAUUAAAGAGGCCUUCCGGCUACACCCAGCCGCAGGCCUGCCUCUCGAGCGUAUCGUGCCCGAGCCUGGUGCCGAAAUUGCGGGUCAAUAUGUCAAAGGCGGGACUAUCGUCGGCUGCUCUGCGUGGAUCAUUCAUCGCCGCCCCGAAAUUUGGGGGGAGGACGUGGACGACUUCCGACCAGAGAGGUGGCUCGUCGACGAGAAAUUAAAGGGGGAAGAAAAGGCCGAGCAGGAACGACGCAUUCGCGAGAUGAACGGCAUGAUGUUCCAAUUCGGUAUGGGAUCUCGCACAUGUAUUGGCAAGAACAUCAGUCUCUUGGAAAUAUACAAGGUCGUGCCUAGUCUGCUUCGGCGGUUCGACGUAAGUAACCCAACCUACCUUUCCCCCCCCCUUGUUCCUUGAGUUGAUAUCAUGAGAUAUGGCCAAUGCUUACC
Annulohypoxylon truncatum is the source of this 1868-nucleotide messenger RNA. RefSeq names its product cytochrome P450. Bases 268 to 1836 code for a protein of 522 amino acids. Gene Ontology annotation, molecular function: oxidoreductase activity, acting on paired donors, with incorporation or reduction of molecular oxygen; monooxygenase activity; iron ion binding. The record is from RefSeq and is a predicted model, not a curated record. NCBI's taxonomy places the organism in Eukaryota, Fungi, Ascomycota, Sordariomycetes, Xylariales, Hypoxylaceae. The transcript has 3 exons.